Messenger RNA from Aspergillus versicolor CBS 583.65, 694 nucleotides. RefSeq lists its product as uncharacterized. The transcript has 2 exons. NCBI's taxonomy places the organism in Eukaryota, Fungi, Ascomycota, Eurotiomycetes, Eurotiales, Aspergillaceae. Bases 154 to 636 code for a protein of 160 amino acids. The record is from RefSeq and is a predicted model, not a curated record.
CUUUUUUUUUAACCACCGACUUCGACCGACUUGAUUCACCGUCUGGAAACCUUGCAAUGAUGUGCAUGAAAUCGGUAUAUCCAGCUGGCCACUGCACCUGCACGAGCAGGCAAACAAGCACAUGCGAGUUUACGCUUUUUGUCUGAGACACCGAUGCAUAACCAAAAAUCGCAUAGAAAGGCAACCCCAACGGUCACCGCUAUACAGUACCACAAAUCCCACAGUAAGGAACAUAAUCCCGCAAGGGCCGCGCGCGAAAGUCGCAAAAGCCCCAGCCGGGGUCGCACCAUAAACGUAAUGAACCCGAACAUUAUGAAGAGCCCAGCACAUGCCGAUUACCGAAGCCCUAGCACAUCUUCCUUGGUCGGGUAUCGUGGAGAGUGUGCGUAUACAGACAGAAUUGGAUGGGGAAAGCUUGGCAAUCCAACCGAGACUCCUUCCGGAUUAGACUUUAAUACCAGAUUGUGUACCGGUAUGUAUUGGUAUUAUAUGUUACGGAUCUGCCAGCCUGGCCACUGCCCGGUAUGCUUGCUGGGUUGGUCGAUCGAGCAUCAACCCCGGGGCUUGAGUGAAGAUGGCCUGGAACAGACUAGUGCAGGGGCCAUGGUCACUGAUGAGGCUUCAAUGCCAAAGUAAGAUGCGGUUGGUGCCCGAUUCUGCUGGGUAUAGAUCGAAGGCUUAAGCCGAUCGAGGU